Molecule: messenger RNA, 4884 nt
Organism: Linepithema humile (Argentine ant)
Lineage: Eukaryota; Metazoa; Arthropoda; Insecta; Hymenoptera; Formicidae
Biological process (GO): protein phosphorylation
Cellular component (GO): Golgi apparatus
Molecular function (GO): protein serine/threonine kinase activity
Source: RefSeq, a predicted model, not a curated record
GCGUCAGUGCGCAGCGAGCUGCCGGCAUGCGAAGUUGGUUUGUCGUGUGCUUCUCACCCUAAGGAUCGCACAGCCACGUGGUGCUUUCCUACAGCAUAUUAUUGCGUGAUCGCGUGACGCUUUCGGAAACCGGGUCGUGCGUUUCGUUUCGUUGCAAUUCAAAUUAACGACGAUUGCCGACGUUACGAGGCCUGUCCCUCGAUUUUCCGCGGUAUCGUGAAGCUGUCCUGCCGCGAAUUCAGAGCGCACAGGAUAACCGCGAGUGUGAUACUUGUGAAUGCUAAAUAUUAUUUUUCCAACUCUAUUGCCGAGAGGACCGAUUAGGACAAGAGUGACAAAAAAGAUGACUAAUACGCGUUCGACUAACCGGUGUGAAUUAACUCCGAAUUAACAACACAUAGCGACACUGCAGCUGGACCAAUCAUGGAGAGGAGAUUAUCAAGAAGAGUCGAGGACGCGACGGUGAGGACUCACGGGGUCUCGCGGUGCCGCGUGUGCUUCUCGAGAUCUAGUUGAUCCUUCGAUUAAUUGUAUUUUAAAAUCGUCGGGUUGAUUAAACGAGUGAUAUACUUCUUACGCUUCGUGUGCUCGCGAAGUGAGAUAAAAGUGCGGCUGACGCGCGUUUGUCAAAUCUGUUUGUGCGAAAGGCCGGCGCAUCGCGACGCCGGAUCAUCUCUUGGGAUCAUCCCGAGCUCUGGCCGACGGGAAAUGUUUCGGAAGUGCAGACUGCAGCAACGCGACAGCAACUGCCGACCGCCCGAUAUACACAGAUAGCGCGCACGAUCACGGAAGACCGCGGGAGGGAGCGAAAUCGAGAUCGGGAUCGAAGUGCGAAGGAUUUAGAUCUGAGAACGAGAAUGACGAUGACGAAGAGUCAAGGAAUUCUGGAAAGCGGAUAACAGACGGAUCCCUCGAAUUAUCGGAUAAGACCGAUGAUCAACUAAAAGUAGAUCGUACAGGAUUUAGAAGAGCGGAGAGUUUUUUUAAGAGAGUCCUAAGGGAAAAUGUCGGUGAGGGAUGCGAUAAGUUGCUGAAAAGCAUCAAGGAGAGUCAAUUGUUGCUGAAAAAGAGUAUCCAACGGAGUCCAAGUUUGGGGAAGAGAAAUGUACAGGAAGAUUACUUAUUAUUGAAAAACGAUUCACGGGGGAAAGCAUUAUUAUUAGACAGUAGAAGCGAUCAACGGAGUCCAGCAUUAGUGAAAAAGGAUAUUCAAGAAAAACCAUCGUCGCCGAAGGAGAGUAUUCGAAAUAAAGUGCUAUUAGCCAAAGAAAGCGAUCGGCAAAGUGCAAGAUUAGUGCAGAAAAAUAGUCCUUCGCUGCUGAAGAAAGAGGGGACCAAUAAAGACGUUCAUAAGAGUCUUCUAUUGCCAAAAAUAAAUGCCGAAGAAAAUACAUUGACGAAGACAAAUCUUGAAGAAAAAUCGACGCGGGACGGCAUCAAGAAAGAUCUCGUAAAAAAGAAUAUUCAGAAGAAUUCAGUUAACGAGAUCUCGACGAAGGAAGAUACUGGAAAAACUGAGUUAUUGUUAGAAAAGUAUGUUCAAGGGAGUUCAUCAUCGAUAAAAAGCGACCCCGAAAAGCGCCCACAUUUGAUUAAAAAAAAUGUUGAUGACAGUUCACUAUUAUCGAAGAAGGAUACGUCGACUGACCCACUGAUGCGCUUGACGAGAAAAGAUUUUGAAGGUAGUCCGCAGUGCACAGUGAAGAGUUCCUUGUUACCGCAAAGAAAAGACAUUCCUGAUGAUCUACAAUUGCAAUUAACAGGAAAGACCAUCCGGGAUAAUUCUUCAUUGGCGAAGAACCUUCUUUCUUUAGUUGAGAAAGAGAAAGGCAUUCCUGAAGGGCCGCAAUCGCAGUUAACAAAAAGAAACCACCAGACAAAUUGUUCAUCGACGAAGGACUUUUGUUCUCCGGUUAGAACAAUCAUUUCGUCGACUGAAAAAGGAGGAGACAUUCCUGAAAAUCCACUAUCGCAAUUGACAAAAAGAACGAUUCAGGGUAAUUUUUCUUUGACGCAGAAUCUUGGUUUUUCAACUGACGAAGAUAUUUCCUCAGUCGAAAAAGAGAAAGAUUUAUCGCAACCAGCAAAAAGAGAUACUUCGUUGAGAAAGAAUUUUUCAUCAACUAUUGUUGAGGAUCAAGCAGCGCCCGUGCCGCCUUUAAGACUCAAACAAACCAGAAGCGUUUCGACAGAUUUUUCCCAUCAAUCAUCGAUCGUCCACAGACGCUGUCCUCCAUCAAAAAAUUCUCAGGUCCCUCUCGGAUGUGAGAAGGUGCGACAAGAACGCAAUAGUGAUUCUAAGCUGAAGCGAUCGCCUCCGCCGGAGGAAGACAGAUCGGAGAGGUCAGCGGGGUCCGAUAACGGCGGGUCAGCAGAUAAACACGAUUCGCCGGUCGCGAAAUGCAGACUCGCGGAUUUCAAUCGCUAUGCGGGACAUCAGUCGAUCGCGAAACCAUCCGAAGAGCAUAUUGCAAUCUUUAAGAUCUCUUCGCGCCCUGAAGAGGUAAUAAAUAUCGCUGAAGAAAAUUUAGAAGCCAGUCCUAUUGCGGAGCUUAUUAGAAGUGCAUCAGGAUGUCCGAAGCUCGAAAAGGAUCUUAAGGAGAACAUAAGAAAUCCAGUUAUUGAGAUAGAAAACCUCGAAGAAAUCUUGAAAAGUCAUGUCAUCAAGAUAGAAGAGCCCGAAAAAGCAUUAAAAAAGCCAGUCACUGAGAUAAAAAACUCGGAAGAGGUUUUGAAGAAUCCGCUCAUCAGGGUAAAAGACUUCGGAGAAGUUUUGACAAAUCAAGUUACCAAGGUAGACAUCAAUAUUUUGCCUCCCUCAAAAAUAAUUAACAAUUUCGAAAUUUCAGAUCGUCACCAAAUAAUUCAAAAGAGUCCACAGAAAUCCUGCAAUCGUAUAAGUCAUCAAUUGAAUAAUUCUGCGGACACACAAUUGCCAUUAGUAGUGAAUUUUGAAGAAAAUUCCGGAAAUAUUUUAAGAAAUUCAUCCAUUAAAAUAGAAGAUUCCGUCACUAAAUUAGAAAAACCUAUUAAGAUCCUGAAGAAUUUAUCAGCUAAGAUAGAUACCAAUAAUUUAUCGCUUUCAAACCUUCACGUAACCGACAACCUUGAGUCUUCAGAUAAACGACUGAUACGAACGUCUUCCGGUGUUAUAGGUCAUCAGUCGGAUGCUCUCCGGUUGCAGCUAAUCAAACAAAAAUUUUUGGAAAGCGAUAGGAAAAGUAAAUUAAUCAGUAGGGAAACCGACAAAAAUUUCAAAAUGAAACUGACCAUCAGGCUUCUUCGCAUCCGCGAUAAGCUAGUGCUGGGUCUAAGUGCAUUCGCCGUCGUAUUCACGUUGCUGCUAGUGAUGGACUUGCAGAUGGAUCUGGGAUACAGCGGUCAUCACCUGACCCCGAGUCACGCUCGCGUUAGGGUCGGUGACCCACCGGACGCCGACACCGUUUACAACAACUUCCGCCGGAAGUUCCUUCAACGAGCCAAUGGUAGUCGAGAACAAGCGAAUGGCGAAACGACGCCUGUAGUUGAAAAAUCCGGGAAGAGCGAAACGACGCCGCUAUUAUCGACGAUGAGAAAGCACGACGAUUUCGCGGAUUUGAUGGAUUUCGUGACAAAUGGGUACGGGGUGACUGUCGACGAGGGGGUGGUGAGACUUAGCGGUGAGGACCGGGAGUAUAAUCCGACAAUCGGGGAGCUGAAGAAAGUAGCAACGAGGAAAAAUAGCACGACCUUGGAGAAGUUUCACCUGCAAAUCUCGAGGUUGGAGUUAUACCCUAAGGAUUCGAAGUACGUGGACCAGUUGCUCCACGAAAUGGCAACCAGACCGAUUCUUCAUGUCGUUCAGAAGGACGGUGGCACGCAAUUAAAGCUAGUCAUUGAUUACGGUGAUAACAUGCAAGCGCUGUUCAAACCAAUGCGGUUCCCGAGGGAGCAGCAAACUUUGCCAAACCACUUCUACUUCACGGAUUUUGAGAGGCAUACCGCCGAAAUUGCCUCCUUUCAUCUAGACAGACUUCUGGGUUUCCGGAGAGCGAUGCCAGUGAGCGGUCGAACUCUCAAUGUUACAACAGAAAUUUAUCAAAUCGCCGACGGUGAGCUGCUCAAGACGUUCUUCGUGAGCCCAGCCGGCAACCUGUGCUUCCACGGCAAGUGCAGUUACUAUUGUGACACUGCACAUGCGGUCUGCGGCAGUCCCGACACUCUGGAGGGUAGCUUCGCCGCUUUUCUACCUGACAAAGCUCUCGCGGCCAGAAAGGCUUGGCGACACCCUUGGCGUAGAAGCUAUCACAAGCGCAAGAAAGCUCAGUGGGAACACGAUUCCGAUUAUUGCUCUUUAGUAAAAGAAAUCUCGCCAUACGACGAAGGUCGACGAUUGCUCGACCUGAUGGAUAUGGCGGUCUUUGAUUUUUUAACGGGCAAUAUGGAUCGCCAUCAUUACGAAACGUUUAGGAUCUUUGGAAAUGAUAGUUUCACGUUGCAUUUGGACCACGGAAGAGGAUUCGGAAAACCCUUCCACGAUGAGACAUCGAUUUUGGCGCCUAUCUUGCAGUGCUGCAUGAUCAGACAGACCACUUUAAGUACUCUACUCCGUUUCCACAAUGGACCUAUGCGGCUCAGCGCAGCUAUACGGCAAAGUAUGGCAAAGGAUCCCGUGGCUCCCGUUUUAUGGGAACCUCAUUUAGAAGCUUUGGACCGACGAGUAGGUAUCAUUCUGCAGGCCGUUCGCGAUUGCAUUACCCAGGAGAACUCCUCGCAACAGGUUCUGCGUAGUGACAAAACAGACUCAAAGUUAUAGCCUUCAAUUGCGAUUUAGAAUAAUCGCGUGUAAAAAGAUGUAAAGAGAUCUCUCUUUGUAAAGGUAUUUUCUACGCUCUGAGAGUUUAA